UUGACGAGACUGGCCGAGCCGCGAGAUGAAGGCGAUUUUCAAUGUCCGCGCCACCGCCAACGGCAAGCCUGCGCUGGACGACGUCCGCGUCAUCGAACCGAGACCAUCGAGGACAAAGCAACCUCCUACAACAGGGGUGAUGCGAGCGGCUCAGCCCGGCGGCGUGGCAGCGACAUGUACCCUUGGUACCGGGACGCUGGACACCUCGGACAGUUCAACCCGCCAGACCAUGCCGGCCGCCAUCAAGACCGAGAGCGGCUACAACGACUGCAUGCUCGCCCUCGACUACGCCGCCCAGUCAAAGGUCGACGUGGUAGCUUCUGCGCAGGCUCGGAAGGCCACCGGGCAUGCGCAGAAGCUGCUGAAGAGUCGGUUUUACGCGCAGAGCCAUUUUAUCCUCAUCACCAAACUGGUCCUCACUGGGACGGCGAGCAGCUGGGGUGGCUUCGGAGCAUCCGCGUUGGACGGGCAGACGGCGCAGUUGACACUGGACGGCCAGUACUCGUGCGAGGCGCGCAGUGUAUAG
This is a messenger RNA of Cloeon dipterum, 526 nucleotides long. RefSeq lists its product as uncharacterized. NCBI's taxonomy places the organism in Eukaryota, Metazoa, Arthropoda, Insecta, Ephemeroptera, Baetidae. Bases 26 to 526 code for a protein of 166 amino acids. The transcript has 5 exons. The record is from RefSeq and is a predicted model, not a curated record.